Messenger RNA from Theobroma cacao (cacao), 3045 nucleotides. RefSeq names its product internal alternative NAD(P)H-ubiquinone oxidoreductase A1, mitochondrial-like. The record is from RefSeq and is a predicted model, not a curated record. Lineage: Eukaryota; Viridiplantae; Streptophyta; Magnoliopsida; Malvales; Malvaceae. Gene Ontology annotation, cellular component: mitochondrion. Gene Ontology annotation, molecular function: NADH dehydrogenase activity.
ACACUAAAAAAAUCAAUAUAAAUAUACAUGUUUUAGAGAGAGUGCUUGUUUUGCUCAACAACUUCCUUGCACCUCAAGUCGGCUGCUUUGGCCUUUGAGCAUUGAGCUUGAUCUCCCCUUUAUUUCAUUUCUACUCACAAACGUCACCAACUAUAAAAACUUACAUUGGGUUUGAUUCUUGCUUUGUUCUGUGAAAACAAAGCAUAACUUUUGACUCUCAAAACUUUUCCAAGAAUCUUGGGUACACUCGCCCAUUUCAAGCUUGCAAACAAGAAAAAAGCUCAACUAUUUACAAAGGGCAGAUACAAAAGUCCUAACUUGCUAGAAUUUGGUUAAAGCAAGUACUUCAUGGCACUGGCACGGGUUGCUAGGAGUGGCUUGAGAAGAUCAGGAGGUGCCAUUGGCAGUUCCAUAAGUGAGAGGGAUAUCUUCUGUGAGAGAGUAUCCAACCACAAAAGUUUCCUUCCUUCCCUUGAAAAAAUCAAUUCGCACGGUAAUUUGACGUACCUUUCCACAAUCAAGAGGGUAAAUUACAUGAGCUUUGGGAGCAGGGAAAUAAGUACAACCCCACAUUAUCGAAUUCCUUCAGCAGAGCGGUUAGUGGAGUCGGAGUCAGAGUAUGAUGAGCCAAGGUAUCCAGGAUUAGAGGCCACCAAGCCAGGUGAAAAGCCUAGAGUGGUUGUCCUUGGUACUGGAUGGGCAGCCUGUCGAUUUCUCAAGGGGCUUGACACUAGAAUUUAUGAUGUUGUUUGCAUAUCACCUCGAAACCACAUGGUCUUCACCCCUUUGCUUGCUUCAACUUGUGUUGGAACCCUCGAAUUCCGCUCAGUUGCUGAGCCCGUUAGCCGGAUACAGUCUACUUUGGCAACAAGCCCCAGUUCAUACUUUUAUCUGGCUUCUUGCAUUGGCGUUGACACUGACAAACAUGAGGUGUAUUGUGAGACAGAGAGCAAUAGUGGACUACCUUAUGAGCCAUAUCAAUUUAAAGUUGCAUAUGACAAGCUUGUAAUUGCUGCUGGAGCUGAGCCUUUAACUUUUGGUAUCAAGGGGGUGAAAGAAAAUGCAUAUUUCCUUCGCGAAGUGAUUCAUGCCCAAGAAAUUAGGAAGAAGCUCCUUUUGAACCUGAUGCUCUCUGAAAAUCCAGGCAUAUCAGAAGAAGAAAAGAAACGCCUCUUGCACUGUGUUAUCAUUGGAGGUGGCCCUACAGGAGUGGAGUUCAGUGGUGAGUUGAGUGAUUUUAUAAUGAGAGAUGUCCAGGAGAGGUAUAGCCACGUAAAAGAUCACAUUAAAGUCACGCUUAUAGAGGCAAAUGAGAUUUUGUCAUCCUUUGAUGUUGGCCUACGCCAGUAUGCAACAAAUCACUUGACCAAGUAUGGCGUGCACCUUAUGAGAGGUGUGGUGAAAGAGGUUCAUCCCAAAAAAAUUGUUCUCAGUGAUGGAAGUGACGUCCCUUAUGGCCUCUUAGUCUGGUCUACUGGUGUUGGUCCCUCCCAGUUCGUGAAAUCAUUAAAUCUUCCCAAGUCCCCUGGUGGAAGGAUUGGUGUUGAUGAGUGGUUGCGUGUUCCUUCUGUAGAAGAUGUAUUUGCACUUGGAGAUUGUGCUGGUUUCCUUGAACAGACAGGGAAGUCUGUGCUUCCAGCUCUAGCUCAGGUUGCAGAAAGGCAAGGGAAAUACCUGGUGGAGUUGUUUAACAGUGUUGGGAAACAGGAUGGAGGCAAGGCUCUCAGUGCCAAGGACAUCUCUCUAGGAGAGCCUUUUGUCUAUAAGCAUCUCGGAAGCAUGGCAUCUAUUGGUCGUUACAAGGCCCUGGUGGAUCUUCGCCAAUCCAAGGACGCUAAAGGCAUAUCACAUGCCGGAUUCGUGAGCUGGUUGAUUUGGCGCUCGGCUUACUUGACGCGCGUUGUGAGUUGGAGGAACAGGUUUUAUGUGGGAGUGAACUGGGCGACGACGCUGGUCUUUGGCAGAGACAACUCCAGGAUUGGUUGACACUUGACAGAGCCCCCAUCCCCCAUGUCUUCAAUGGCUCCCAUCGGUCUUUGACCCUACGUUAAUCUUUUAUUGAUUCCACUUUCACUCCUCAUUUUGUAUAUUACUGGUGUUAGCUUAAUGUUGUUCACUGAUUCUGAAACUACGUAACGCUCAAGCAAGCCCAUGAAUUGAAGGGCACAAUUCAUUGAAACCAAAAUGAUUAUGAAUAAUAUCAUUGCUUUGGCGAGAGACCUAUGUGAUGAACCAUCAUCGGCCAAAGUUCUGUUCUACCAACCCAAAUUAAAAAGAAUAAAAAAAGAUGGGAAAAAAAUUCCAUAAGUUCUGGGGUAAAGAUAUCUUCAGUAACAGGGGAACUACAACAGACACCAAAGCUAAAAUUCUGGGGAGACCUCUUAACUUAACUGAAAGUGGGAACAGACAAGGAUGUUCAAUUGAGUCAGAAGCCAAGAUCCCCCUUUCGUUAAUCUUAAAGCUGAUCCGUUAUCUUAUUAGCUAAAAAAGUUGGAAAUUGCUUUCUUCGAGAACUAUGUACUGGGAAAUGGGAAUCAAUCAAAAGAACAUUGCCGCCCACUACUUCAAAGCAGAACCCAUUCAGAUAAACUGAUAUUUAAAAGAAAAACAAAAUGAAAAUUCAUUUAUCCGAGAGCUAUUACUACAAAGUAUGUACAAAACUGACAUGAACAUCAACCAAAAACAAGACAGCUCACAUCUUUCCUAGGACAGGCAACAACCCCUCCCACUCUUUCUUCCAAAAUCAUCAAAAUUUCGUGUCUUUCUUUCUUCCCUUGUUUGGGACAUAGAUGUAGAGCUAGGACAAGUUUGCAGCAGCAGCUGCCCUGCGACUGCUUGGAGAAAAUAUAGAAGCAAAAGAAUGGGCAAUCCCCACCAAUAUUGCCACUUUCACUUGACCCCUCCUUGGGAUCGGACGUCCAGCAAUCCUUGGUGAAAAAUUCCCACUGUUGAUCAUUGCCCUUCUUGCACCUGCCAUUUUUUUUGCUUUUUUUUUUCUUUCGCUUCCGCAAAGACCUGGAGAUUGAAGAGAGAGAAGAAAACAGA